Molecule: messenger RNA, 1299 nt
Organism: Fulmarus glacialis (Northern fulmar)
Lineage: Eukaryota; Metazoa; Chordata; Aves; Procellariiformes; Procellariidae
Gene: ATG14
Product: autophagy related 14
Exons: 10
Biological process (GO): cellular response to starvation; mitophagy; autophagosome assembly
Cellular component (GO): extrinsic component of phagophore assembly site membrane; extrinsic component of omegasome membrane; mitochondria-associated endoplasmic reticulum membrane contact site
Source: RefSeq, a predicted model, not a curated record
AGCGUUGGCUCUACAGGAGGGCGGCUGAAUGAGUGGUUUUCAGACAAGAAGGAAAGGCUGAUGCAUCUUAAAACCAAACAAAGAGAAUUCCAAAAACAUGUUUUGAAGGCCAUGGAAGGAAUGAUCAGCUGGUGAGUUGUUCAAAGUAGAUGGAAAAUAAUGUCUUGCAAGAUGAGGAUUGAGCAGCUGAAACAGACCAUUUGCAAAGAAAAUGAUGAAAUGACAAGACAUGCGGAGGGGCUUCUGAGAAUUAAAGAGGAGAACCAGAAGCAUUAUCGCAGGGCUCAGCGGCAUCAGGAGAAGAAAGAGAAGAUCCAGAGGCAUAACCGCAAGCUGGGAGACUUGGUAGAGAAAAAAACCUAUGACUUGAAAACCCAGUACGAGCAUCUGGCAAAUCUUCGUCGGACGCAUAUCCUGGAGCUAACAUCAGUCAUAUUUCCCAUUGAAGAAGUAAAGACAAGCAUGAGAGAUCCUGCAGAUGUGUCUUCUGAGAGUGACAAUGCUAUGACCUCUAGCACUGUGAGCAAGCUCGCGGAAGCCAGGAGAACCACGUAUCUCUCUGGGAGAUGGGUGUGUGAUGAUCAUAAUGGGGACACCAGCAUCAGUAUCACAGGGCCUUGGAUAACCCUUCCUAAUAAUGGAGACUAUUCAGCAUAUUACAAUUGGGUGGAAGAGAAGAAGACUACACAAGGACCAGAUAUGGAACAUAAUAACCCUGCUUAUACCAUCAGUGCUGCAUUGUGCUAUGCAACUCAGCUUGUUAACACUUUGUCUCUCAUACUUGAUGUAAAUCUUCCCAAGAAGCUCUGCAACAGUGAGUUCUGUGGAGAGAAUCUCAGCAGGCACAGGUUUACGCGGGCCGUGAAGAAGCUGAAUGCUAACAUCCUUCACCUUUGCUUCUCUCAGCAUGUAAAUUUAGAUCUGUUGCACCCACUGCAUACGCUCAGGAACCUUAUGUACCUGGUCAGCCCAGACACUGAGAACUUGGGCAGGUCUGGCCCUUUCGAAAUUAGUGCCGAUCUCGAAGACUCCAUGGAGUUCGUGGAUCCCAGUGCCACUGGCGAAACAGAUGAGAGCGGAGAUGAGCACGUCAGCGAUGAAGAGACAGAUCUAGGGACAGACUGGGAGAAUCUGCCGAGUCCCAGGUUCUGCGAUAUCCCCUCUCAGCAGGUGGAGAUGCUGCAGAGCCAGAGCACGCAGGUAUCUCAGCCCAUUGCCAGCAGCAGCGCUGGUGGAAUGAUCUCGUCCGCUGCUGCCUCGGUUACCUCGUGGUUGAAAGCAUACACUGGACAUCGCUAA